Molecule: messenger RNA, 3131 nt
Organism: Lonchura striata (white-rumped munia)
Lineage: Eukaryota; Metazoa; Chordata; Aves; Passeriformes; Estrildidae
Gene: GREM2
Product: gremlin 2, DAN family BMP antagonist
Biological process (GO): animal organ morphogenesis
Molecular function (GO): BMP binding; receptor ligand activity
Source: RefSeq, a predicted model, not a curated record
GCCGAGCCAGUGCCGCGCUCCCCGCAGCCGUCGGGACCGGCACAGCCGCCUCGCUCUGUCCGCGCACCGCUGGCCCCACCGAGCGCCUAUGGGCAUCUGCAGCCGGCCAGGGCUUCGCACCACCGGCAGCAGCGGCAGAGGGCGGCGACCGCCACCCCGCUUCAUCGCCUCUUGGGAUCUAUAGCCGGCGGACGGAGCGCGCUGCAGACCCUUCCCCGCCUUCGUGCAGGAUGGUUUGGAAAUUUGCCCUGUCCGUUUUUCUGAUGGCAGCGCUGGUUCGAGUAACGGACGCCAGGAAAAGCCGCCCUGCAGGUGCCAUUCCCUCCCCGUACAAAGGCAGCGGCAGCAACCACUCGGAGCGGAGGCAGCAGCUGAACAAGGAGGUGUUGGCCUCCAGCCAGGAGGCCCUCGUGGUCACCGAGAGGAAAUACCUCAAGAGCGACUGGUGCAAGACGCAGCCGCUGCGGCAGACUGUCAGCGAGGAGGGCUGCAUCAGCCGCACCAUCAUCAACCGCUUCUGCUAUGGGCAGUGCAACUCCUUCUACAUUCCGCGGCACGUGAAAAAGGAGGAGGAGUCCUUCCAGUCCUGUGCUUUUUGCAAGCCACACAAGGUCACCUCUUCGACCGUGCAGCUGGAGUGCCCUGAGCUGGACCCACCGUUCCGACUCAAGAAAAUUCAGAAGGUCAAGCAGUGCCGGUGCAUGUCUGUGAAUCUGAACAGCUCAGGCAAACUGUGAGAACAGGAGGCAUCUCUCCAGCAAGGAAAGGCUCCUUGUCACUUGCCUACUGGAAUAACACUUUUUAACCGGCUGUGUUAGGCACUUCACCAUAAAGUUUCAUUGCAUUUUAAAUAUCAUCUGGCAGUUGAAUCUUCUGGAGUGGAGCAGGCUCACAGAAGUUGGGAUUGAUCAUCUAAGUGACCAGUUGGCUGAAUCCAGCAUUAAAUGUUUCCACUGUGUGGAGUAAAGCCCUCUGCCCUACACUCCAGUUCCCUCCACAAGUUGAGAACACCUUCCCUGUGCUUUGGUCUGGAGCUUGCUUCUCUCACUCGGAAGUGCUGGGGUGCUGCCCAGGACUGGGGGACACAUAUGAGGGAGAGUAACAAGGAGAAAUAUGUGAGACUUUCCAAUGAGGCUCCGCUCCUAAAGACGGCUUCAAUUGUGCAAUGACAAAUGGUUCUGGGCUUGUUGUCUGAACUGCAGAUCAGAAGCAAGGGGAAGAGGGUGAGGCACUGGGUCAGCCACGGUGACCACAGAGCAGACUGAGGGUGGGUUCUGAUGCUGUUGUGGUUAGAGUAUAUUGAACACAUGGCCUCUGCAGCAGUGUUUAUUUUGUAACCUAGCUAUAGUAAACAGCUGUUUAAAGUAUUAUAGACCUAGCCAUGUAUAUUUUUCUUGUGGCAGAGUAUGCCAGCGAUUAAAAUAUGUUAAGAGACUCAGUUGUUAGGUUGGCUGCCUGGGUUAAAAUGGACAUGGUUUUACUAUGCUUUUGGUAGGUUUUUGUAUGUUAGAUAUGUAUGUGUGUUUCUUACUCCAAAAAGGACAACAUCCAUUUAUGACCUUAUAUUUAUGCCUGCUCAAACCAGGGGAGGUGGAAGGGUAGUGUGGGGACACAUCAUUCUGCUUAUGGGGAUGAUGUGUCCCCAAAGGUAUAAAAGCACUGUCACACAAAGGACAAAGUUGGUCACUGCUAGACUGAAUACAAAAGCUACAUAAGUGUCAUCAAGUUUUGGGAGUGGUGUCUCUCCCAUGAUUGGAAACCAUGUUAAUGUGUUAAAGGACAAAUGCCUCAAUCAGUGCUGCUGGAAUAGGUCACAGCUGUGGGAGCAGGGAGAGAGUAAGUUGUGAUUGCUACACUAUUGGUGGUCCACUCAGUUUUUGAGACCUGCACAAUAAGUGUUGGUGAAAAACUUGCAGUUCAUUUUAAAUCAUACUAUGUUGUUAUUCAGUUGGAGUUUAACAUGUCCUGUAUAUCCCAUUUGUUACAGUUCUGAUUUGUAUUAGUCCCACCUGCAUUAAAAUCCUGUCUCAAAUCAGUCCCUUCCCCCAAACCAAAGCCAGUGCACAUGCAGUUGUCUGAAGCUUACAAAUUAAAAAUGACACUCUGACUCCCUGUGCAUGUCGCACAGUUCAGCAUCUGCAGCCUGCUGCCAGAGCCCCUCCCCACCAGCCUCUUUGCAUGCAGCCACUUCAAGGGGUUAAUGAGUUCAGCACUGUCACCAGAUGGGGCUUCAGAGCUACAGGUCCCCAUUAUGUGAUACAGGCCUCCCUAAGAGGCUUUGAGAACCGAUCUCCAAAAGAGCUCCAAGCAGUUUACAGGGACUGCUGUGGGCAGGGUGAGGUUGGUCGGGUCUGGCAGCCCUAUUACAUGAACAAACAUCGCUUUUCUGCUGUGACCUUCCAACGCGUCAGAAGUGCACAGGGAGACUCCUCACACAGGGAAUGCUUUAGGGGCUGUUGCUGCUGCAUCAUGCCAGCCCCAGGAUGGGCACAAUUCAGACUAGUCUUGAGAGCGUCGGUGUGGGUGGGAUGCAGAUGGGGAAGGUGGCAAUAUAGUCUAGUAAGACUCUGGGGAUCUCAGUCUUCACUUAAGGGAAUCAACUGAAAGUCAGAUAUUUUAGAUCAGAGAGAGAAAAGCACCCUAGUAAAUUCACUUAAGAAAAAUGUGCAAGAAUCUUUACCUUCAAGCUAUGCCCUGCCUGGAUUUUUCAGCAGUUUGCAAUAUGAAUAUGCUGCAGCUUAAAGCUCCUUCUAGGAGCUGUGUUUAUGUAAAAAACUGAGUUGAGCUUGUACUGGUUAAAACUGUAUUUAAUUCUUGUUUUAUAAAUGAAAAAAAUGAAGAAAUGCUUUAAGUAUAAUGUAAUUAUUUUAUAGGUCAACUAUUAAAUUAUAGAUAAAAUAAUUAAGUGACUCUAGGGUUAUAUGGCAUCCAGGUGUUUUGCUUCAACAGUUUGUGUCCAACUGCUCGCUAAUCAUUAUAUUCUCCAGCUUCCUUUUCAUCCUCCUAAAUAUAGGUGAAUUAUGGCUCACCCUGACAGCUUGGGAAAACCUAACUACUUCUCCCCUUGUUUCCCACUCCUCUCAGAAGUACCUGGAAGGCAAGAGGGAAAAAUAAAAUGCAUUAUUCUUAGA